Messenger RNA from Beta vulgaris subsp. vulgaris (sugar beet), 1784 nucleotides. Its product is annotated as glucose-6-phosphate/phosphate translocator 2, chloroplastic. Gene Ontology annotation, biological process: transmembrane transport. Bases 222 to 1409 code for a protein of 395 amino acids. The transcript is spliced from 5 exons. The record is from RefSeq and is a predicted model, not a curated record. Lineage: Eukaryota; Viridiplantae; Streptophyta; Magnoliopsida; Caryophyllales; Amaranthaceae. Gene Ontology annotation, cellular component: Golgi apparatus; membrane. Gene Ontology annotation, molecular function: antiporter activity; phosphoglycerate transmembrane transporter activity; triose-phosphate transmembrane transporter activity.
UUUGAAUAUUAUACUCUCCAACUUUAUUAGUAUCACCUACCAAAAUAAGGUUAUUUCUAUUAGUACCUACCAUAAUUUCAGAAGGGUUUUAACUAAAAAAAAAAAGCAACUUUUUAUUCUCCUUCUCAGCCACCCACCAAACUCUCCAAAUUUUGUUUCUUUGAUUGAUUUUCAACUUUGUUCUUGUGUAUUGAUCAAUAAAGUUUUGAUCUUUGGAAAUAAUGAUGAUUACUAGUUUUAAACAACCCACAAUUUCUUUCACAAAUCCUGAUGUUUUGAGGCAAAAAUCUCAUAUACCCACAUCAAAAUUUGCAAAUUUUUCCCCAAUAAUUAGUCGAAAAUCCGAUCUUUUGAUCCAAAAACCCCUUCAAAUUUCAACUGCUAAUAAUAAAGUUCAAGGUUUGGGUUUUACUAAUAAUUUUGGGUUGUUAAGAGAAAGAAAAUCUCUGAUCAAGUGUGAAGCUUAUGAGGCAGAUCGAUCUGAAAGCCCAGAAGUUGAAGUUCCUGGUGAAGCUGCUAGAAAGGUUAAAAUUGGAAUUUACUUUGCAACAUGGUGGGCUUUAAAUGUGGUGUUUAAUAUUUAUAAUAAGAAGGUUUUGAAUGCCUUCCCUUAUCCUUGGUUAACCUCAACUUUGUCCCUUGCAAUGGGAUCUUUGAUCAUGUUGGUGUCUUGGGGUACAAGAAUUGCUGAGGCUCCUUCUACUGAUAUUGAUUUUUGGAAGGCCCUUUUACCUGUUGCUGUGGCACAUACAAUUGGGCAUGUCGCCGCUACUGUCAGCAUGUCAAAGGUUGCGGUUUCGUUUACACACAUUAUCAAGAGUGCUGAGCCUGCUUUCAGUGUGCUAGUCUCAAGUCUCUUGUUGGGCGAGUCCUUUCCACCAGGAGUGUACUUGUCACUGCUUCCCAUCAUUGGAGGUUGUGGGCUUGCAGCUGUCACUGAGCUUAACUUCAAUAUGAUCGGUUUCAUGGGUGCGAUGAUAUCAAAUCUGGCUUUUGUCUUCCGCAACAUAUUUUCAAAGAAAGGCAUGAAAGGGAAGUCUGUGAGUGGGAUGAACUACUACGCUUGUCUAUCAAUACUAUCUCUUGUACUUCUCACCCCUUUUGCAAUCGCUGUGGAGGGCCCCCAAGUGUGGGCAGCUGGAUGGGAAACGGCUAUCUCUCAAAUUGGACCCAACUUUGUUUGGUGGUUGGCUGCACAAAGUGUGUUUUAUCAUCUCUACAACCAGGUGUCAUACAUGUCACUGGAUGAAAUCUCUCCGUUGACAUUUAGCAUAGGGAACACAAUGAAGCGUAUAUCUGUGAUUGUUUCCUCCAUCCUUAUAUUCCGAACACCUGUCCAGCCUGUAAAUGCACUUGGAGCUGCCAUUGCUGUCCUCGGGACCUUCUUUUAUUCUCAGGCAAAGCAAUAAUAAGGAUCGGAGAUUCAAUCCGAGCGGGAUGUAAAGCAUGUUCUAUGAGUUAACAAGGGCAAUGUGGUGGUGGUGGUGGUGUGGAAGUUGAAUCUUUUCCUUCCAUUUCAACAAGUAUAUUAUGGCCACUGGAUUUUGAUAAGGUUGGAAUGGCAUAGUUGGGAUUAUGUUGUAGAUAGAAAUAGUACUACUUUGUUAGAUUUUUAUAAUAAUCAUAAGAAAACAAGACAAUUACGUCCUUAGCUUGGGGACGAGGCGGAUGAUUUUAUCUGCUUUCACGUGGCCCAUGAAGAAAUCUUUCAAGUUUCAAAUAAAACAAGUGUGUAAACUUUGUCUUUUGGUGCAUAAAAAUGCCAGUGUAACAUUUUAUUGUCA